This is a messenger RNA of Didymosphaeria variabile, 3558 nucleotides long. RefSeq lists its product as uncharacterized. Lineage: Eukaryota; Fungi; Ascomycota; Dothideomycetes; Pleosporales; Didymosphaeriaceae. Gene Ontology annotation, biological process: piecemeal microautophagy of the nucleus; maintenance of cell polarity; exocytosis. The record is from RefSeq and is a predicted model, not a curated record. The transcript has 3 exons. Gene Ontology annotation, molecular function: protein binding; sterol binding. Gene Ontology annotation, cellular component: nuclear envelope; membrane; cytosol. The coding region runs from base 1 to 3558 and encodes 1185 amino acids.
AUGUCUACCGUGAACACGCAGGACGCAAAUGCGAAUGGCCCCACUUCUCCAAGCUAUGCGGCGUCCCCGCUCUCACCGACGCCCAAAGGUGCCUCCAUCGAGCAGUCUGUAAAGCUGUUCCGCGUCUUCGAGUCGCUUCGCAACGGCGACACCGCUGCGAUAUCCAAGGCCAUCAGGGAACAGGCCAACAACACUGCAGACAGCGACCAGAGCAGCACCUCGCUGACUCUUCCUAGCCGCACCGAGGGCACUACUAUACUGCACCUGGCCAUACAAUGCGCAGAGGUGCCUGUCAUUGAAUUUGUGCUGUCGAAUGCGACGCCUGGGCCUGACUCGGUCAUCGAUAUCAACGGCCGUGACCGCGAUGGCAACACAGCUCUGCACCUCGCAGCCACCCUCGGCCGCGCUCCUGUUGUGCGCAUGCUGCUUGACAAGCCUGGUAUCAAUGAUUCUAUAACGAACUACAACGGACAGACCCCGCUGGACCUCGCCCGUACGCCCGAGAUAUUCCAGCAGUUGCAGCUGGCUCGAUCCAUAUUCAUCGACACGAACGUAAAGAAGGUACAACAACUGCUGGCUGACGGUGACAUGGCGUCUCUGGAGAAGUUGCUUCAGGAUGCGCGGAUAAAAAGCACACUUGACGUGAACGGCGGGGAGCUGGUGACUGACCCCGUUGUUGUGGAAGCCGGAGGUACUCUUCUGCACGAGGCCGCGAAGAAGAAAGAUGUGAAACUGGCACAGCUGCUCCUUCUCAAUGGAGCUGACCCUUUUCGGCGAGAUCGCAAGGGCAAGCUCCCUCAGGACUACACCAAAGAUGACCGGACUCGUGCGAUCCUGAAGCGCUCACCUGCUGCCGCUGCCGCGCAAAGGGGAAUACAAGAGAAGACGAUCCUUGCGGGAGCAGGUCCGCAAGCCGGAGCCGCUCCCGAAAGUGGCAUGGGUGCGAAGGAGUCGCGUGAGAUGAAGGGCUACCUCAAGAAGUGGACCAACUACACUAGCGGGUACAAGCUGCGAUGGUUUGUUCUAGAAGAUGGUGUGCUGAGCUACUACAAACACCAAGACGACACGGGCACUGCAUGCCGUGGCGCCAUCAACAUGCGCAUAGCGAAGCUUUACAUGGACCCGCAGGAUAAGCAACGUUUUGAAAUACAGGGCAAAUCGUCCGUCAAGUAUCAUCUCAAGGCCAACCAUCAGGUCGAGGCCAAAAGGUGGUACUGGGCGCUGAACAACGCCAUCCAAUGGUCCAAGGAUGAAGCACGGGAAGAAGUAAAGCGCACCCAGCAUGACCAGGAGGCGUUGGCACAAGCCAAAGUAGAGGCACUUGACAAGCGACUGACCAAGGAAGGUGACAGCGGAAGCGUUGCUAGCUCCAAGGUCACAGGCUCGCGGUUUCUGGCUCCUACGACGUCGCUUGGGGUGCCGUUGACCAGCCAGGAAACGGCGUCGCGUUCAGGCCAGAGUGUGAUUGACGAUGGGCCAGACAGUACCUACGACCCUAGCGUAGCUGGCAACGAGCUCGGGAAGAUGGUCAGUCAUGUCGGCACGGCCACUGUGGAGGGUGACGCCGACGAUGAUGAAGAUUAUGGCGAUGACACGAGCAGUCACGAAGUAAGACCCCAAAGCAAGGAUGCUUUCAAUAUCACCGCACAGUCCGCGAAGCUCCAGCUUGACCUUCUUGAACAUGUGUCCACCGCGCUGCAACAGGAAAAGACGAAAAACCCGACAUUGCAAAUUUCAGAUCCGAUGAUGCUGCAAGCGCUUUCCUCGUAUGAGUCAGCGGUGGGCAAUCUGAAAGGACUGAUUGGGGACUUAUUGCGCAUAUCGCGAGAUCGUGAUGCUUACUGGCAAUAUCGACUAGAUAGGGAAGCUAACGUGCGCCGGAUGUGGGAAGAGAGCAUGGCUAAGGUUGCCCGCGAACAGGAAGAGCUUGAAAACCGGAUAGGGGAAGCGGAAACCAAACGGCGAAAGACGAAGCGAGCUCUACGAGAGGCUUUGGAGGAUUACCAGGUCGGUGGCGCGAGAAGUUUAUCCAAGGGCUCAGACGAUUUUGUCGAAGCCGAAGAGGACCAAGCGCCGUUGAAGUCGCAGCCUAGCUCGCAAGCGUUGCGGAGAAAGGCCACCCUUGCUAACAUCGCUGCGGACAUGUCUGGAUCCGACUCGGAGGACGAUGAGGAAUUCUUCGAUGCUGUCGGUGCCGGUGAAGUCGAGGUCGUCGAGAUGCCCGUCGCAACGCCAGAUGCUGAUUCAAAGGAGGCGCCCCUUGCUUCUAGUGGUGAUUUAUUUGAAAGCAAGCAUGCAGAUGUUGCGAAAGGCUUCGUGGGAUAUGAAGGUGGUGUGCGGAAGAAGCUGGCCAUGGACGAUGAUAACAGACCGAAGAUCUCGCUUUGGGGCAUUCUCAAGUCCAUGAUCGGAAAAGAUAUGACAAAGAUGACGCUUCCGGUCUCUUUCAACGAGCCAACGUCUCUCCUUCAGCGUGUUGCGGAAGACAUGGAGUACACCGAUCUCAUUGACAUUGCCGCCGAACGUGCCGACUCUACUGAACGCCUACUUUACGUAGCUGCAUUUGCUGCUUCGGAAUACGCCUCAACCAUUGGACGGGUGGCAAAGCCGUUCAACCCUCUUCUUGGUGAGACUUACGAGUACGCUAGACCUGACAAAGGCUAUCGUUUUUUCAUUGAGCAAGUCAGCCAUCAUCCACCUGUUGGUGCUGCUUAUGCAGAGUCAAGGAAGUGGGAUUACUAUGGCGAGUCCGCAGUCAAGUCCAAGUUCUACGGCCGAUCCUUCGACAUCAACCCGCUCGGAACCUGGUUCCUGCGUCUCCGACCCACAGCAACCGGCGGCAAAGAGGAACUCUACACCUGGAAAAAGGUCACGUCCUCCGUCAUCGGCAUCAUCACUGGCAAUCCCACCGUUGACAAUUACGGCCUCAUGGAGAUCAAGAACCACACCAGCGGCGAAGUCUGCCAGCUCGACUUCAAACCCCGCGGCUGGAAAGCCUCGUCCGCCUACCAAGUCAUCGGGAAAGUGCUUGAUGCAGAGGGUAGAGUAAGAUGGAGCGUAGGCGGCCGCUGGAACGACAAGAUUUAUGCACGCUUCACGCCUGGGUUUGAAGACGCCGAUAUUGACAAGGGCGGGAGCAAACAUGCCAAGCACGACGAUAAUAAGGCGUUCCUCGUGUGGCAGGCGCACACACGUCCCACAGGCAUCCCAUUCAACCUCACUCCCUUCGUCGUUACCCUCAACGCCGUCGACGAGCACCUGCGCCCCGUCGUCGCGCCGACAGACACCCGUCUCCGGCCCGAUCAGCGCGCCAUGGAAGAUGGCGAGUACGACCUCGCUGCUACGGAGAAGAACCGCGUCGAAGAAAAGCAGCGCGCGACGCGGAGAAAGCGGGAGGCGCACGGUGAGGAGUUUGUGCCUAAGUGGUUCUCCAAGGGGAGAUGCGACAUCACGGGUGAAGAGUACUGGGAAUUCAACCACAAUUAUUGGAAUGUGAGGCAUGAUGUUUCGCAGAAGAAGACGCAGUGGGAGGAGCAUGGACUGGAGGAUAUUUUCUGA